Molecule: messenger RNA, 842 nt
Organism: Pseudocercospora fijiensis CIRAD86
Lineage: Eukaryota; Fungi; Ascomycota; Dothideomycetes; Mycosphaerellales; Mycosphaerellaceae
Exons: 4
Coding region: 76-720 (214 amino acids)
Biological process (GO): endoplasmic reticulum to Golgi vesicle-mediated transport; vesicle fusion with Golgi apparatus; retrograde vesicle-mediated transport, Golgi to endoplasmic reticulum
Cellular component (GO): endoplasmic reticulum-Golgi intermediate compartment; endoplasmic reticulum membrane; ER to Golgi transport vesicle membrane
Molecular function (GO): SNAP receptor activity
Source: RefSeq, a predicted model, not a curated record
GCGUGUCCUUCGCUGCGGUAUCUUUGGCAUAGCUCACCCUCGAACUCAUUCCAAGUCCUCGAGAUCGUGCCGAACAUGAUCUACACAACGCAGAUUGUCCGGCUGGAUGGACUCACACUCGUUGCCUCUGUGGACGACCAGCAAGUGCAGGAGCUCAACGAGUUGAAGCAGAACAUCAGACAAGUCGUCAAGCGCAUAACGCCCAACUCCGAGCCUCGCGCCUCGAUCGAGAGCGCAAAGUACACCAUCCACUACGUAUUGAACGAUGCCGUUGCAUACCUUGCAAUUACCGAGCGAUCUUAUCCCAAAAAGCUUGCCUUGACGUACCUCGAAGACGUCCGAGCAGAAUUCCAGACCUCGUACAAGCGAGAAGACAUCCACGAUCCCCAGUUGCGACCGUAUCAAUACUCUGAGUUCGAUCGCUUCAUUGAGCGAACGAAGAAGACAUAUCAGGACUCUCGAGCAACAGACAACCUGAGUCGACUCAACGAUGAGCUCAAAGAUGUGACCCAAGUAAUGACCAAGAAUAUUGAGGACCUCUUGUACAGGGGCGACUCUUUGGAGAAGAUGGGAGAUAUGUCUUCCCGGCUUAGGGACGAUUCGCUCAAGUACAAGCGCGCUGCUGUCCGGAUUAACUGGGAACUGCUCCUCAAGCAAUACGGUCCAUUCGCUGGUCUUGGUCUCGUGAUUCUCCUUUUACUCAUCUGGAGAUUCUGGUAAUAUACUUGUGCUGUCCAUGAGCUGGUCUGUUUUCGAGAGCAUAGCCUGGCGUUUUCCCAGGAAUAGAAAGAAACAUUGCAUAGUUGCAGGUGUUCGGCAUGAUACCCAAGAGCAUUUGGAGG